This is a messenger RNA of Lagenorhynchus albirostris (white-beaked dolphin), 3052 nucleotides long. It is a transcript of the gene HYCC2, whose product is annotated as hyccin PI4KA lipid kinase complex subunit 2. Gene Ontology annotation, cellular component: plasma membrane. NCBI's taxonomy places the organism in Eukaryota, Metazoa, Chordata, Mammalia, Artiodactyla, Delphinidae. Gene Ontology annotation, biological process: protein localization to plasma membrane; phosphatidylinositol phosphate biosynthetic process. The transcript has 16 exons. The record is from RefSeq and is a predicted model, not a curated record. The coding region runs from base 305 to 1993 and encodes 562 amino acids.
GGUGGCGGUAAGAAGCCAGAGGCAGAGGGGUGACAGGGAAGUGGAGACCCUCAAAAAUCUAUAGUAGGAGUUCCCCGACCAGGGAUCAAACCAGCGCCCCCUGCAGUGGAAGCGUGGAGUCUUAACCACUGGACCUCUACUGAAGUCCCUCUUUCUUGUUUUCAACCUCAGAAAAGUUGGAAAACAUUUAAGUCUCAACAAAUGAAUUCCACACUUGAACUCUGCCGCAUUCCUGUGCCACCUCCUCCAUUGGAACACUGAUCUUAGAACAGAGAGAGAAAAGAGGAAUAGAAGGUAGAAGAAGAUGCUGGGAUCUGAACGUGGCGUUGUGGAAGAAUGGUUAUCAGAAUUCAAGGCAUUACCUGACACUCAGAUCACCAAUUAUGCAGCAACUUUACACCGGAAAAAAACACUGGUACCAGCCCUGUACAAAGUUAUUCAAGAUUCGAAUAAUGAGCUCCUGGAGCCUGUCUGCCACCAGCUGUUUGAGCUCUACCGUAGCUCUGAAGUUCGACUUAAGAGGUUCACACUGCAGUUCUUGCCAGAAUUGAUGUGGGUUUAUUUACGGCUUACAGUUAGCCGAGACAGACAGAGUAAUGGUUGCAUUGAAGCACUACUUUUAGGAAUUUACAAUUUGGAAAUUGCUGAUAAAGAUGGGAACAAUAAAGUUCUGUCUUUUACUAUCCCUUCCUUAUCCAAGCCUUCAAUAUACCAUGAGCCCUCAACAAUUGGAUCCAUGGCUUUGACAGAAGGGGCAUUGUGUCAGCAUGAUCUCAUCAGGGUUGUUUACAGUGAUCUUCAUCCACAGAGGGAAACAUUCACUGCACAAAACCGGUUUGAAGUCCUGAGUUUUCUCAUGUUAUGUUAUAAUUCUGCUAUUGUGUAUAUGCCUGCUUCAUCUUACCAGUCUCUUUGCCGAAUGGGCUCCAGGGUUUGUGUGAGUGGGUUUCCACGGCAACAUGAAAAACACUGGAAAGAACUCUGUGGUCGAAUAGUAUUGGAUCCCGAAUUUAUGGUGCAACUUCUCACAGGAGUUUAUUAUGCCAUGUAUAAUGGACAAUGGGACCUUGGCCAGGAAGUCCUUGAUGACAUCAUUUAUAGAGCUCAGCUAGAACUCUUUUCUCAACCCUUACUGGUUGCCAAUGCCAUGAAAAACUCAUUACCAUUUGAUGCUCCUGAUUCUUCACAAGAAGGCCAGAAAGUACUUAAAGUCGAAGUCACUCCAACAGUGCCGAGGAUUUCUCGGACUGCGAUUACAACAGCUUCAAUCCGUCGCCAUAGAUGGAGGAGAGAAGAUGGCUUUGACUUCUCAAACGAGGCUGACUCGAGUAUUCCUGGCUCCCCGAUCCAACACGGCUCCACUGACCUAGGGAUCAAACGUGUGCAAGAGGGGGAGGUGCUGGUGCGCAGGACUCCUGAGCACGGCUCACCGGAGCCCAACUCAGCAGCAGCCACAACAGAGGGUGCUGAGGGUGUAAAUGGAGGAGAGGAGUCGGUAAACCUGAAUGAUGCAGAUGAAGGAUUUUCAUCAGGGGCUUCCCUCAGCAGCCAGCCAAUUGGGACCAAACCAUCCUCCUCUUCUCAGAGGGGAAACUUAAGGAAAGUAGCAACUGGGCGUUCAGCCAAGGAUAAAGAAACAACUUCUGCUAUCAAAUCCAGUGAGAGCCCUCGAGAUUCAGUAGUUCGCAGGCAGUAUGUACAGCAACCAACUGAUCUUAGUGUAGAUUCAAUUGAGCUGACGCCGAUGAAGAAACACCUGAGCCUGCCUGCUGGCCAGGUGGUGCCAAAAACUAAUAGUAUAAGUCUAAUCCGGACAGCCAGUGCUUCCUCAAGUAAAUCGUUUGACUAUGUAAAUGGCAGUCAAGCAAGUACCAGCAUUGGGGUUGGCACUGAGGGUGUUACUAAUUUAGCAGCUAACAAUGCUAAUCGAUAUUCAACUGUCAGUCUGCAGGAAGACCGGCUAGGUCAAGCUGGAGAAGCUGUUGAUGACUGAAGUAGAACAGGUACGUCUUCAGGUAAAGAGAGGGAUUUCUCAACCCACUUUCUGUGAUGUCAGACUAUUGGAGAAACCCUUUCAGCUGCUUUCUAGAUGUACCUAAAUUCAGUCAGAUAUUUUGGAUUAAGAAACCUGAAGUCCUGAUAGAUCAUAUACUCCAAGGAAAUACAUCAGGGACAGAUAAUUGGCUGAAAACACUGACGCUUCAAUGUGACACAUUUUUAUAGAACAUUUCUACCAGGGGGUACUGACUUGAUUUCUCCUAAAAGGACCACACUGCCUUUGUGUUUAAUGUAAUGCAAUUUGUGUACCUUCUAAUCAUAUAUCUGCAAAAGUUUCUCAUUUUUAUAAAAAAUCAUGCCAGUAAGCUAGAUGUUGAAUGUAUGUAAGUAGCAUUUGGUAACUGUACUAAGAGGCUACAAAAGUGCAUUAUUGGUUUAAAAAAAUUUUUUUUUUAGUUCUGAUUUGGUUGGAUAAGGUUUCUUUAUGACCUUUUCUGGGUCUCAGGCUCUAAUGCUUGAUUGAAAUAGAAGAAAAUAUAUUGGUUUUUGAAAAUCAGUGUAUUGUGACUUGAACUGCUAUACAUUCUUCCACACAGUAUGUCAGAGUGAUUAGUGCUUUGUACAUUUAGACAUUUUUAUUUUAUUGUUGUGAAAGAAAAAUAUACUGAAUUUAUAGAAAGCAAGUAUUCUCCUAAUUAACAAAGUUUAAAAUAUUAUCUCUACUGAUUAAAAUUACAAUAGAUUUUGAUAAAUAAAAUAACCAGAAAAAUGCCUCUUGUUUUUUUCACACCUAAAACUCUACCCAUCCCCCCCCCACCUUUUAUUGUAAGAGGUUUUUGUAAGGGACUUUCUGUUAGAAUCUUUAUAAGAACAGUGAGAUGCUUGUUUGAAUUUGGUGGUGUGUAAUAUUUUUCAGCUCACAUGAAAAUGGAAAACUAGAACCUGAACUAUUACCUACAACAUUGCCAAAGUCCGGGGGAAAGCUAAAAGUUGAUAAACAGAGAUUUGUUGAUUGUGUAUAUAUGUGUGUGUGUGUGUGUGUGUGUGUGUGUGU